This is a messenger RNA of Oncorhynchus gorbuscha (pink salmon), 4042 nucleotides long. It is a transcript of the gene celf5a, whose product is annotated as cugbp, Elav-like family member 5a. The coding region runs from base 91 to 1752 and encodes 553 amino acids. Gene Ontology annotation, molecular function: mRNA binding. The transcript is spliced from 13 exons. The record is from RefSeq and is a predicted model, not a curated record. Gene Ontology annotation, cellular component: nucleus; cytoplasm; ribonucleoprotein complex. NCBI's taxonomy places the organism in Eukaryota, Metazoa, Chordata, Actinopteri, Salmoniformes, Salmonidae. Gene Ontology annotation, biological process: regulation of alternative mRNA splicing, via spliceosome; mRNA splice site recognition.
AAAGUGAGCCUGGUUUCCAGCUGAGUGCUUGCUCUCUCUCUCUCUCUCUGUGUGUGUUGUCAUUAUUAUCCAGUCUGCUCCCAGCUCAGAAUGGCCAGAUUCACUCAGACUGAAACAAGAAGGCAGCAGCAACCACAGCAGCCCCAUCCCGCUCACACCAGCCUGGUUUUCACUGGACCUGGGGCAACACCGAUCCAACAACCACUAAUACUUAUCCCUCACCAGCACCAGUACUCUCAGAUCACAUUUCCUAAACCCAUGAACGGGUCAGAAUCCAUUUCAAUUCAUCCGGAGAGCGGCAACAUGAAAGACCAAGAUGCCAUAAAGCUGUUUAUCGGGCAGAUACCGCGGAACCUAGAGGAAAAGGACCUGAAACCUCUGUUUGAACAGUUUGGGAAAAUCCACGAACUGACUGUUCUGAAGGACCGAUACACCGGCAUGCACAAAGGCUGUGCAUUCCUCACCUACUGCGCCCGCGAGUCGGCCAUCAAAGCCCAGAACGCCCUCCAUGAACAGAAAACACUGCCAGGGAUGACUCGGCCCAUCCAGGUGAAGCCGGCUGACAGUGAGAGUCGUGGAGAAGACAGGAAGCUGUUUGUCGGGAUGCUAAACAAACAACAAACUGAGGAGGACGUGUACCGCCUCUUUGAGCCCUACGGAGUCAUCGAGGAGUGCACCGUCCUAAGAGGUCCCGACGGAAACAGCAAAGGCUGUGCCUUUGUAAAGUUCUCCACACAUGCUGAGGCCCAGUCUGCAAUCAGUGCCCUUCAUGGCAGCCAGACCAUGCCAAACGGCUCCGAUUCUCUCCCCCCCCAGGGCGCGUCCUCCAGCCUGGUGGUGAAGUUUGCCGACACCGACAAGGAGCGCACCAUCCGCCGCAUGCAGCAGAUGGUGGGCCAGUUUGGCAUCUUUAACCCAGCCAUCGCCCUUCCCUUCAGCACCUACAGUACCUACGCACAUGCAGCACUGCUGCAGCAUGACAAUGAGCUCAUGCAGCAGCAGGCAGCCAUCAUGGCAGCGAGCCACGGGGGCUACCUGACGCCCAGCAUGGCCUUCCCCGCCACCCAACUCCACCAGAUGGGGGCACUCAGCAUCAACGGCCUCCCACCCAACUCCAUGACCCCGGUGUCUGGGGAGUUCCACCAGGCACUGGGUAAGCAAUGCGUUUCAUUCCCUUUGGGUCUUAGCUCUCCACCAGCCAACAUCACCACUCCCAGCAUCGUCACUCCCAUCGUCAACGGCUUCACGGGCAUCCCCCACCAUCAGCCCAACGGACAUCCCGCCGUGGAGACCAUGUACAGCAACGGCCUGCCGUCCUAUUCCACCCAGAGCCCCACCGCCGCAGACACCCUCCAGCAAGCCUUCACCGGAGUACAGCAAUACACAGCUAUCUACCCAGCUGGCACACUGACUCCCAUAGGCCAGACACUGCCUCAGCCAUCACAGGUCAUCCAGCAGCAGCAACAGAGAGAAGGUGAGGGGCCCGAGGGCUGUAACCUGUUCAUCUACCACCUGCCACAGGAGUUUGGAGAUAAUGAACUCAUGCAGAUGUUUCUGCCUUUCGGGAGCGUCAUCUCCUCCAAGGUCUUCAUGGACCGAGCCACCAACCAGAGCAAAUGCUUCGGGUUUGUGAGCUUCGACAACCCAGCUAGCGCACAGGCAGCUAUUCAAGCCAUGAACGGCUUUCAGAUUGGAAUGAAGAGGUUGAAAGUCCAGUUAAAACGACCGAAGGAUGCCAGCCGCCCUUACUGACACAACCUAGCCCUCAGUGUUCACUGCAACAGCACAGGUUUUGAGGACAACUGAAGAUAUCUUGGAGUUCAACUUUUUUUCUUUGAAAACAAAAAUUAUGUUUAAAAAAAAUCCACACAAGGAAUUUUCGAAGACAUAUCAGCAUUUACUUAUGAAGAAGACGUAGGCUAUUGCAAUGAUGAAGAGAUUGAAGAUGGUGUGAAGGAGUUGGCAGCAGCUACACCGAAGGACUUCAACGCAACAAACGGCACAGUGCAAGAAAUACAAGAGAAGUUUAAAAAAAAAAAACUGAAAAAAAGAUGUGAAACUUUUCUUGUUGAGACUUGAAUUGUUAAUUAAGCAACAAACAAACAAAAAAGCAGCAACAACAAAUAGAUUUCUAUAUACGUAUUAUAUACACAUAUAUAUAAAGAAAGAGGCGCUUGUGGCUUUUACUAUACUGGAUAAAUGAGGGUUAACACUUGAAGAUCAAGACAAACAGUGGAAAAAAAGAAACUAUUCUGUCCUACUGAUGGACUUUCUUUCUCUUUCCCUCUUUCUCUUAUUCUCUCACCAUCUCUCAGCAAGCGCCAGACUAUGACUUUCUGGGGUCACUGAGGUUUCCAUUAGCUACAGUACAACUGAAAAUCUUUCACCCCUAAGGGACCAAAGGACCAAACAUUUUUAUUGCUCUCAACAGUAAUAUAAUAUAGUAUUAAUGAUACUAAUACUACAAACUACUACUAAUAAUGUUACAAGUUAAAACUUAAGAAGAAACUUACUAGCUUCAGGUUGGAGCAGGAAAAGGGGUUUUUCUUUUCUUUUCCUUUUACAUUUAUAGCUACUGGGUUUGAGAAUAUUAAAAAAUCUUUAAAAAAAUACAAAAUAAAAAAAGUAUUUUAAAAGCUAUACUAUUUUAGUGGACGUAGAAUAUGUGGAUUAGAGAUUGUUUUGGGCAUGUUCAGAUCUGCUGUUAGCAGUCAUCAUUCCAAAUCUGGACUCAUCAUCUUGGACAUAUCUCUCUAGUAACUUCUCUGUGUUGAAGGAACAAAGCAACUCUGAGUAGCUGCUCAUAAAGCGCCACACUGUAGUGCCAAAAGGUAUCCCGGAAAUUGUGUCAAACCAAACAUUCAAGACAUACAGUGUAUUGAACAAUAUUUUCAAUCUUCUGCUGUUUCUAGUCCCCCUGUCAGCGCACUGCGUUCCAUUGUGAUGUAUUAUCAUUGUAGACCACCAUCUUUUUUUAUUGCAGAAAAAGGCAUUCCGUGUCAGGAAAAAGCGAGGCAGCGUCAUUAAAGCACUGAUAAUACAGAUAAUCUGACCAUAAAGCACAGCUGUAAAAGUGCCACCCGGUAGUGUGGAUACGGAGCAGUAAAGUAGCUCAACAUCUUUAACUGGUUAAUAAAAUAUACAAAUUACCCUGACAAUGGUUAUAAAAUUGCCAACCAAGCGUUGCAGUGCCUACUGGGUCCUGCCCCCUACCGCUGCCAGCUUUCUCCAGCUGCUCUCUGUAGGGGGGGGGGGCUCCCUGCUCAAGCACAUCUAUUUUAAUAGGGACCAUCAGUUUAUGGGGACCUGAGACCUAACUCGCAACAUAAUUAGGAUAAUGCUAAUAUUGAUCAGGUGGAGAGAAGCACUGCGGGGCACGAGAUACACAAUCAAUUACACAUUGGCAUUUCGAAUGAAUUGACUGACUGACAGAGUUCAUUUUUCACACAGCGCCUGCAUGAUAAAUGCAGCAGCACCUUACCCCCUUCUCUCACUGCUUCAGGGAGGGCCUAGACUGACACACAUGUGCUGUGGGCCUGUUUGUGACUGCGAGACAGAAUGCUAUACUUUUAAAACACAUAUGACAUGUGACAUAUGAUAUACAGAGCAUUCGUAAAGUAUUUAGACCCCUUUACUCUUUCCACAUUUUGUUACGUCACAGCUUUAUUCUAAAAUGUAGGAAAUUGUUAUUUUUCCUCAUCAAUCUACACACAAUACUCUAUAAUGACAAAGCAGAAACAUCUUUUUUUAAAUGAAAUAUUACAUUUACCGAAGUAUUCAGACGUUUUUUCAGUGCUUUGUUGAGUUACCGUUGGCAGCAAUUACAGCCUUGAGUCUUCUUCGGUAUGACCCUACAAGCUUGGCACACCUGUAUUUGGGGAGAUUCUACCAUUGCUCUCUGCAGUAUCCUAUCAAGCUCUUCAGGAUGGAUGGGGAGCAUCACUGCAAAGCUAUUUUCAGAUCUCUUCAGAGAUAUUAGAUCGGGUUCAAGUCCAGGCUCUGGCUGGGCCACUCAAGGACAUUCAGAGACUUGUCCCGAAGC